Molecule: messenger RNA, 812 nt
Organism: Saccoglossus kowalevskii
Lineage: Eukaryota; Metazoa; Hemichordata; Enteropneusta; Harrimaniidae
Source: RefSeq, a predicted model, not a curated record
GUUGGCAACGCAAUACAAAGCCAGGAUGGGGUCACGUGUUGGAGACCGCAGACGAUUCAAAGGAAUGAUAACGUGUAUGCAGAUUUACGAUCGCGCGUUGAAUGCACUUGAAAUCAAAGCUGCCGGGGAGAAUGCCAACUGUCCGAAAUGUCCUCGUCCAAAUGUUGCAGGAGAUCCCCACAUGCGGACCUUCGAUGGACGUGCGUAUAGUUUCCAAGGUGUCGGCUGGUAUACCCUGGUGAAGGACUGCUCAAACCAGAAACCUGAAUUUGAAAUCAAUAUUGAUUUUGUCCCACGUGAAGACACCGGUGAUAAAUUGAGGACAAGAGCUCUUGGUCUGAACGUUACUGUUGGAAAAGAAAACGUUCUAAUAGAUGGGCAGAACGAGGUUAAAGUCAGUGGCGAACAACACAUCAAUUGCUAUAAGAAAAAACGAUUUACUGGUGAUAGUGGGUUUUACAAUCAAAGAUACGACAUUUACUAUUGAAUGGUCUGGACGGAAACAUACGUUCAGGGCCGACUUCACUGGAUCGUUCUAUCGAGGUAAUGUAUGCGGGCUGCUUGGUGAUGCAGACGGAGAUACUCGCGAUGACCUGAAGAAACCGAAUGGUGUUGUCGUGAACAACAUCACCGAGUUUGGAGAGAGCUGGAAAGUUGCCGACCAUGAACCGUGAUGUCUUCGGAAUAAUGCGCAGCUUUAACCCACCGCCAAAGAAGUUAGAGUACAAAUAGCAUUCAAUAUUCGGACUUUUGGCUUAACACUACUGGGAAUUUCGGUAGCUGUAGAUACACAGGAAAAGCUUGGUGAUUAU